UUGUAAAAGGAUGCACAACGGAACAAUUGGGUAUAUAGGUUCUUGAAGAAAAGAAAGUCUAAGAUUGGGGAACUAAAAGUCUGAGUGUUGAAAUUUUGUAUGCCUUAGAAAUUAACGUAUGGCGAAUUGUAUGACAAAUAGAUGAUGCUUGUUAGUAUGAAAAGACAGAAGAUUGAUAGUGCUGCAACUGAUUAUUUAUUGAACUAGUGAGAGUGUUUAACAUUGUUAUAUGAUUACUAAGAGACACUGAGAGUUAAAUUGCAAUACAAUAACCAACACUAUGGUUCAAUACAUUUUGAACCCUAAUAGCUGUAUUGUAUUUUGAUAUCGUACUAAACCUAACUAAAUGUUACAAUUUCCGAUACUCACACAGCAUGGCUAUAGAAAUGACAAGGGUGACCAGAAAUAGGACAUACUGACUAGCAAGAUGAACAUCGUUCUAAAGCCUGACUUGACAUUUAUCCGAGAAUAAUGAUUAUAUAAACUUAGACGAACCAGUUAGUAAGUCACUUUACGUUGCAAGACGACCAUCUUUAACCUUUGCCAAAAAAGAAUUCGACUUCAACAACGUUCAUCUACUCACGGCUAUUUUGAAAUUGACAUAUACAUAUACAGUCAUCUAAAGACAGUAAAAGCGCUUUCAGGUGUGUCACGUCGACUGCAACUCUUCAUUUGAUAGACUGGUAGUUUUGUAUAAGUCAAUUUGUCUCAGGAAAAUUAAGUCUUCCAUACCAUUUUCAGAACUUUUCAUUUUUUCCUUCUCCAUCGGCAACUGGGGAAAGCUUCUCAGAAAUUUGUACGAAAUGGCAAUUCUUUCAAACCUGUUUGCCACAGCAAAAUGUUCAUUGCUAAAUGCAUCAAGAAGAGCUGUUUUCUCCGGUCUUAAGACGCCAAGUUAUCAUUUUUUGACAAACCCUGUAUUUAAAGAUUUUGCCAGACAUUCAUGGUUCAGCACAAGUACAAUUAAGUGCAACGAAAACCAGGAAGCUAUUCAGAAUGAGAAGGAGUUGAAGGAAUACCUUGUUGGUGAGGAAAAUGGUGAAGAAUUACCAGGUGUGCCUGAAGAGGGAACGAAUUGGCAAACUUCCUUCGCUGGACUCUCAGAGAAACCAUUCAGCAAAGAGAUUAGUGAUGUUUUGUUAACCCCUCUUUCCCUCCAGGACAUUGAAAUUAAACCAGAUGGUAUCCUUUACCUUCCAGAGAUUAAAUACAGACGCAUAUUAAACAGAGCUUUUGGACCUGGAGGAUGGGGUCUGGCUCCCCGAGGUAAGACAACUGUUACCCCUAAAUCUGUUUCUCGAGAAUAUGCUCUUGUUUGUCACGGCCGUUUAGUGUCCGUUGCUCGUGGUGAGCAGGUUUAUUUCGAUCCAUCCAACAUUCCUACCGCUACAGAAGGUUGUAAAUCAAAUGCUUUAAUGAGAUGCUGCAAGGAUCUUGGUAUUGCAAGUGAACUGUGGGAUCCUCGUUUCAUCCAAGCGUUUAAGAAACAGCAUUGUAGCGAGGUUAUGGUAGAGAACAUUGCCACUCGUAAGAGACGCAAGCUUUGGCGUCGUAAAGAAGACCGUUUCUCAUAUCCUUAUAAAGAGAUGUAAGGCUGAAGGAUCGGACAGCAACAGCAAAUCGAGGCCUUGAUAACAUAUUAUAAGAACAUAAAAAAAAAAUAUUAUAGAAGCAUGAUCGUGUACAUUCCUCAUACAAUGCAGUUAGAUAUUUAAAUUGUUCGGGCGUGAAAAAUAUGGAUUCGUGAAGACAAUUCGGG
Molecule: messenger RNA, 1759 nt
Organism: Schizosaccharomyces japonicus yFS275
Lineage: Eukaryota; Fungi; Ascomycota; Schizosaccharomycetes; Schizosaccharomycetales; Schizosaccharomycetaceae
Product: DNA repair protein
Exons: 1
Coding region: 804-1592 (262 amino acids)
Biological process (GO): DNA repair
Cellular component (GO): mitochondrial chromosome; mitochondrial nucleoid
Molecular function (GO): single-stranded DNA binding
Source: RefSeq, a predicted model, not a curated record